Messenger RNA from Girardinichthys multiradiatus, 1979 nucleotides. RefSeq names its product zinc finger protein 436-like. Gene Ontology annotation, molecular function: RNA polymerase II cis-regulatory region sequence-specific DNA binding; DNA-binding transcription factor activity, RNA polymerase II-specific. Gene Ontology annotation, biological process: regulation of transcription by RNA polymerase II. NCBI's taxonomy places the organism in Eukaryota, Metazoa, Chordata, Actinopteri, Cyprinodontiformes, Goodeidae. The transcript is spliced from 4 exons. The record is from RefSeq and is a predicted model, not a curated record. Bases 349 to 1749 code for a protein of 466 amino acids.
UUCGGAACCGCUAGCCCAGAAAACUCCGAUAUCGCCUUUUUUCUGCAACCGCUGUAUCAUAAAUUAACUCCAGCGUCGUUAAGUCACUUUUUCUAACUUAAAUCAUCUUUUCUUUUCUUCCCUUUUUCCCAGCAGUAAGUUUGGCUGCGCUCAUGUUCGUGUAUUUACGGUAGAGCUCUCCACCACACGGAAGAAAGCUCUAAGCUAGCUGCCACAAACACGCAGGGAUGUAACGAUUGCCUACCACGCCGUCUUGUGUUUUGUUUCCUUUAAAAUAUCGACAUAUUGUGGAAAAACGGAGGAUUUUACACAUUCUUUUUACCUGCCUCUGACAUUAUAUCGGUGAACAUGGCUUCGUGCGUUCCCUUCCAGACACAGUUGUCCUCAAUAAUGGAGGUCCUGGUGAAGGCAGCAGUGGCACAGAUCUCCAAGCUGGUCGAUGACAAAUGUGCUUUCUUGCAUUUGGAAAUAUCCCGCAAACAAAGCGAGAAUGAAAUGCUGAAGAGGAAGCUGCUGCUGAUGGAGAGCAAGAAUGCGCAGCUGCAGCGAGGAUUCGAAAACUACAUGGAUCGAGGGACUGAUUUGGAGAGAAACCUUUCACAUCCCACCAGAAACUUAAAGUUUCCUGAGAUUGAAGGGUCCAGUGUUUCCUUCACAAUUAAGGAAGAGAGUCCAGAUGAGGCACUGUGGAUCAGUGACGCUACUGCAGCCAUUGGCAAUGCUGUCCAAUACCCUGAUAAUUGUACUGCUCCAGAGAGCCAGCAGAUAACCCAUUCAGAUGUUACCAGACACAAGCCUGCAGAGUUCAGUGGCCCAUUUAACUCUGGUCAGCAGCCAGUAGACAUCAGCAGUCUUCAGUUCACAGUAAAGACGGAGAAGGCAGAGGGCCAGCACUCCUUCAGACAGGGUGGAUGUCAGCACCGAGUGGGGAAGCAGACUCCCACUUCAGCAGACUAUCCCGUCGAUGAAAGGGAAAAUCAGCUUUGGUCAUCGAUAAUCGAAGGGAAUGAGAUCGACGCAGAUUUUCCUGACUUCUCCAGUGUGGUAGAGGAGUAUUCCAGCUCAUUCUCCGAGCAUUCGGAUGCCACAAAUAUGGUGUCCAACGCCAGCAAGUCACCCGGUGUCCAGGAGCAGUGCAAUGGGAUUUACGGCAGUGAGUAUCAGAAGGAUGGGCAGCUGUCGCAUUUCCAGCCCAGAGCGCAGGAUGCUCUGCAGCAUCAGGACAAGCAGAAGGAGCAGAUGUAUCUGCAGAGGAGCAGCUCACUCGCUGCCCAGCUGAGUCAACCUCAGGAGGACCCUGAGAGGGAGGCAGGAGGUGAGGACGGACCAAAUGUAACUCAGCCUGCUAACGCCUUCACAACAAACUGCUUCUACCCUCACACCCCCCAAAAACUGAUCAACCCCAUUUCCCGGGGCUACACCUGCUCCCAGUGCGGCAAGUCCUUCAGCCGCCUGCACCAGUUCAAGCUGCACCAGCAAAGCCACAAGAGAAAGCGCGCAUUCUGGUGCACCGUGUGCGGGAAAAGCUUUCAGUGCUCCUCUCACCUCAGCAUGCACCACCGGACGCACACGGGCGAGAAGCCAUAUGGGUGCGGCCAGUGCGGGAAGAGGUUCACGCAGCAGAGCAGCCUGAGGGUCCACCAGCGCACGCACAGCGGAGAGCGACCCUACAGCUGCUCGCAGUGUGGGAAAACCUUCAUCCUGAUGCACCAUUUGAAGCGACACCGGAUCAUUCACACGUACAGCUGAGAGGGAGGUGAAGCUUUCAAACCAAAUGAAAAAACCAAUGAACCACAGCUUGUUUUGGGUCUGACCACUUUGUUUGGUAAUGCAUAUUAAACGAUGCAGAAUCCAUCUGGAAUGGAUUUGAAGUUUUCUGCUCCAUGUUUUGAGAUGGUAAAAAUGUGACAGCGAGCUGUGUUAGACAUUUCCAAAGCUAGAAAUCCCAAAAAAAUAAAAUGUGGGACCAUCAAACGAAA